This is a messenger RNA of Ostrinia nubilalis (European corn borer), 1136 nucleotides long. It is a transcript of the gene Secp43, whose product is annotated as tRNA selenocysteine 1-associated protein 1. Lineage: Eukaryota; Metazoa; Arthropoda; Insecta; Lepidoptera; Crambidae. Bases 135 to 1022 code for a protein of 295 amino acids. Gene Ontology annotation, molecular function: RNA binding. The transcript has 6 exons. The record is from RefSeq and is a predicted model, not a curated record.
AUCAAAUCAUUCAUCAGCAGUGCACGAUUUUGUGAUUUUUGUCAAGUCGAAUUUUAAUUUAUUACGAAUUUAUUAAUUACCUUUUACGCAUUGGAUUAAAAUUAGAAUAAAAAGUGUUCAUAAUUUAAUAAAAAAUGCAGUGCCAAUUAUGGAUGGGCAGUUUGGAGCCCAAUAUGACAGAGAGCUUCAUAAUGGCUGCAUUCCAUCGUAUGGGACAGCGUCCAUUAGCAGUAAAAGUGAUGAGAAAUAAGUUUACAGGUGAACCAGCUGGAUAUGCGUUUGUUCACUUCCAGACUGAUGAAGAAGCAAUAGAUGCGAUGCACAAAUUGAAUGGCAAACCGAUCCCAGGCACGUUUCCUGUAGUCCGAUUCAGGUUGAACACAGCAUCCAGGGAGGCUCGUGCGAACAUGCAACAGGAACGAGAGUUCUCCGUGUGGGUUGGAGACUUGAGCCCUGAUGUUGACGAUUAUUCCUUGUACAGAGUAUUUGCAGCAAAGUAUAAUUCCAUUAAAACAGCUAAAGUAAUACUGGACAGCUCAGGAUACACAAAGGGCUAUGGUUUCGUCCGAUUUGGCAAUGAAGAUGAACAGCGGAAUGCUUUAUAUGCCAUGAAUGGAUAUACUGGAUUAGGCAGUAAGCCCCUUAAGAUCUGUACCGCAGUGCCCAAGCCCAAAGGCGCUGUGACCACGCCAUCGGCCACACCCACAACUGCUAGUGCGACGUACAGCAGCGGGACGGAGUACAACCAAUAUUAUGAUCCGUCUGCCUAUUGGCAAAAUUACUCAGCGUGGUCUGGCUACUAUGGGCAGGGCGACCAAGCGGCAGUGGCGCAGGCGCCGGUGGCCGACGCCGCCCAGGCCGCCGCCGUCAAGGCGCAAAAUGACGAACUGGCUCUCGUUGAGCACAAGAGGACCAUAGACGUAGACGCUAUGAAUUGCGAGUUCCUAAACCCCGAACUGUCUUUGUGGGACAGUCUGGAGUCCUCCCAGUGGCUACCCCACGAGGUUGUCGAAGUUCACUGACAAGAAGACCAAUACGAGGUGCUGGAUGAGUGAUGUGAUAUUAUGCCAGGACCGUAGUGAUGUAAUGAUAAGUUAAUUGUAAUCUUUAUAAUAAAUAUAGAAUAAAUACAUAAA